UGCAGAGCCAAGCUGAAACGACGAGAAGAAAUGACCGCCUUUAUUUUUCCAUAGUAUAAUACAUAUACUAACUCUUUAGAAUAAACAAAAGCAAUUCGAAAUUCACUCUUUUCACACAAUUUGAAGAGAACUCCUGGUCAAGACUGUAAAUUCUUCAAGGUACACUUUCUGCACUGACUUUUGAAGCGUGUUUUGGGUCCCAUUUUGUAUCAAACUCUUCCCACCUGUUCCAUAAGUGUGGUGUCCAGCCACAGAGUAUGUCAGUGGCUCUUCUCAUGCGAUAUGCCACGCUCAGCGGGUCCCGUGUCUGCAGCAGGGCCGCCCUCGGCCUGACCAGCGCCCAUCAGGAAGACCCGAUACGGUCUCUACACACUCCAUCAUCUCCUCGGUGCAGUAACUCCCGCUUUGAUCCAGACAGCAGUGGCCGUCCGACUACCUGGGACUCCUUUGGUAUCUGGGACAACCGCAUCGAUGAGCCCAUCAUGCUUCCAUCAAGCAUCCGCUAUGGUAAACUCAUUCCCAAAGUUAGCCUGACCAAGGUCGGCUGUGCCUCGCUGAUUGGUCAGCGGAAGGAGAAUGAAGACCGCUUUCAACUAUCGCAGAUGACGGACAACAUAAUGUACUUUGCGGUUUUUGAUGGGCACGGGGGUGCAGCGGCUGCUGAAUUCUGCCACAAGCACAUGGAGAAGCAUAUUAAAGACAUUGCAGAGGAGGAGAAUAACCUGGAGUUAGUUUUAACCAGGGCAUUUCUUGAGCUGGACAAAUCGUUAGCCAGGCAUCUUCACUUCAGUGCAGAUGCCUCUCUGUUGAGUGCAGGGUCCACAGCCACAGUGGCUCUGCUGAGAGAUGGGAUCGAGCUGGUGGUGGGCAGUGUGGGGGACAGCCGUGCCAUGCUGUGCCGCAAAGGCAAGGCCCUCAAACUCACUGUGGAUCACACACCUGAGAGAAAGGAUGAAAAAGAGAGGAUACGUAGGACCGGAGGUUUUAUUACGUGGAAUAGUUUGGGUCAGCCUAAUGUCAACGGCAGACUGGCCAUGACGCGCAGCAUUGGAGAUUUCGACCUCAAGACGUCAGGUGUCAUCGCAGAACCAGAGACUAAGAGAGUUUCAUUGCAUCACGUCCAUGAUUCUUUCCUGGCACUCACUACUGAUGGCAUCAACUUCAUCAUGAACAGUCAGGAGAUCUGUGACGUCAUUAACCAAUGUAACGACCCUAAAGAGGCCGCACAGCGCAUAUCUGAACAAGCUCUUCAGUAUGGAUCUGAAGACAACAGCACUAUCGUUGUGGUGCCAUUCGGUGCCUGGGGCAAACACAAAAGCUCUGACGUGAGCUUCUCCUUCAGUCGCAGUUUCGUCUCCAGUGGCCGCUGGGCCUAAGCAAAAAUAACUCGAGACACUGAAUCGUAUAAGUGAUACACAAAAUCGACUCACUAAUCCGAGCUAAACAAUGUGCAAUAUUCUCCUUAUCCAUCCUGUGAGGAUCACCUCAAAAAAGACCAUUAAAGCCAGAACCCACAUUGAAUGUGGUUUUGGAGUUGAUUUCUCUUAUCAGAAAGCUAUUUAGCCUAGAGAAGCAAAAUAAGCAUUGAAUGGUGUUAAAGUUCUCCUGAGCUUUGAGGUUUUCCUGGUCUUUAAUAGUUAAAGGUUACCUCAGUUCUGUUUUUGUCUUUCGCAGAUACUUUACAAUAGUUUGCCUUGCCAUAGUGGAAGCAACACCCGUCACAUUUUAACGUCACAAUAGGAUUGUCAAGCAUUUUCAGAUUUUGGGAGGUUCCAUUGUUUUUUCAUGACUCUUUGUAGUGUUGCAUAUUCACAGUUAGACUACUGUGUGUACUGAAAUAUGAGCUCCUAAUCCUUGUGCAAGCACACGUUUCUAUAACUCCGUCUCCUUUUAUAAGUGUGAAUAUAUUUCUUCCAGCUUAACAACCAGCAAUUUUAAAGCUACACUAAUGGAAUCUGCAACCCAUCUUGAGGACCAUUGUGUGAACAAAUCCACGAUUUUUCUGUGCCUUGUCCAUAAACGUCUGUUCUUAUUUCUUAUUGCUUGAGUUAUUCUGAUGAGGAACUCAACUUUAGGUUCAUAACUAAAGUUUUAAACUGUGACGUGUGCUCGUUUAGUGUUACCAGACAAACUAUUUUUAUUCAGAUUGUACACUUCUGCGGUUUCCCUACAAUGUAUAGAUCAAAGUGCGGAUGGUUGUUUUAUUUUAUUUAUAUAAUGUAUAUGAUGGACAGUUAACUUUAUGGUAUAUGUGAAUGUAUAUAUGUAAUAAUACAUAUUUUCUUCUAAAGUCUCCUAGUUACAGGAGAGAAGUGAACAUUCAUUCAUUCAUUCAUCCUCUGACUUGAUUGUUGUAAUUGCAGACAUUCAAAAUCUGUCGUGAUCUCUGAUGUCCAGUGAAUUUUAUUUGUAGAGCCAUACACACGUGACCUCAGCAAGUCGGCAUCUCAUGUUCAGGCUUCGUUUUCGUUUCUUCAUGUUUUGAAUCCGACAUUUAACACUUCAUUUCAUUCUCAUUCAGCAUUUCCUCUCAUUUUAGACUUUUUACAGCCUUUUUUUGUUCAUGUCUUCCUCUUUAAGGUCCAAAAGCACUUCCAGUACUUAUUAUGUUUCUUUUAGAAUGUAUUACAUUCAGUGUUAACACAACUGUGCAUGGAUUUUGCUUAGAACAAUCUGUAAAACAACUGCAAGUGUUUCCUGUUCUAUAUAUUUGGACCUAACUUUGCUAUUAUUGAUAUGCAGUUUAUUGUAAAAUACAAUGCAGCUGUGAAUAAAGUUUCACCAGAAACAUC
Molecule: messenger RNA, 2792 nt
Organism: Pimephales promelas (fathead minnow)
Lineage: Eukaryota; Metazoa; Chordata; Actinopteri; Cypriniformes; Leuciscidae
Gene: ppm1kb
Product: protein phosphatase, Mg2+/Mn2+ dependent 1Kb
Biological process (GO): protein dephosphorylation
Molecular function (GO): protein serine/threonine phosphatase activity; cation binding
Source: RefSeq, a predicted model, not a curated record